Molecule: messenger RNA, 894 nt
Organism: Pollicipes pollicipes
Lineage: Eukaryota; Metazoa; Arthropoda; Thecostraca; Pollicipedomorpha; Pollicipedidae
Product: kelch-like protein 5
Exons: 3
Coding region: 439-894 (151 amino acids)
Molecular function (GO): protein binding
Source: RefSeq, a predicted model, not a curated record
UUCGUGGCCCCGAAUGCCGCGGUUUGCAUUUCUAUUUCCGACUAUGUAUGUUAACGUUCGGCUGUUGGUGUCGCACUGGAUCUGAAUCAAGCGUGGGAGGGGAUGAUAUGGAGUUAUAUUAGUGAGGGAUGAGGUGUGAAAUAGAGCGACAUUUUUGAACGGUGUGAGGCUGGGACUGCGCUGGGAAUACUACUGGCCACCUGAUCGUGGGCGGCGGCUAAGUACAACAGCUGAACACAACACCACCGAUGUCUGACUGGAGAUAGGACCGGGCCCAGGUCCGUGUGGACGCUGUCCGUGCGCAGACCGCUCCGCCCCGCGCUGACUCCGCCGCUGUCGAGCAGGCUGUACGCGGUCGGCGGCCGCGACGGCUCCUCGUGCCUGCGCUCGUGCGAGUCGUUCGACCCGCACACCAACCGCUGGUCGGCGGCGGCGCCCAUGCUGCAGCGCCGCGGCGGCGUCGGCGUCGGCGUCGUCAACGGCUGUCUGUACGCGCUGGGUGGCAGCGACGCGCCGGCCACCAGUCCCAACAGCCUCAAGUUCAGCUGCGUCGAGAGAUACGAUCCAAACACGGACCAAUGGACGGAGAUAGCCUCGAUGGUCAUUGGUCGGGACGGGGUGGCUGCCUGCGCUCUUGGCCAAUGGCUGUUUGCCGUGGGAGGUUCCGACGGUCAGCAGUACCUUCGAUUGGUCGAGUGCUACGACCCGCAGACGAACGAGUGGAAAAAGUCGGCGCCUCUCAGCAUCGCGCGCGCCGCCCGCCUGUGUGGCCGUGGUGAAGCCGGUGGUGCCGGCCGCCGUGAGCGAGCUGCUGGCCGAGAUGCCGGUGGCCUCCGCCGACCGGGACACGUCGAUGAGGACGACCAGGACAGCAAGCAGGGUGAGGACGCGUGA